This is a messenger RNA of Racocetra persica, 531 nucleotides long. Lineage: Eukaryota; Fungi; Glomeromycota; Glomeromycetes; Diversisporales; Gigasporaceae. The record is from the annotation of a GenBank genome assembly.
UUUGUAAAAUAUGCGAUCGAGUCAAAUUUCCAUUAGUUUUGACUUUUUUUGCUGGAUUCAGUUAUUCAAGUCAAGAUGAAAAAGGAAGAGAUCGUAGUCCUUGUCUAAAAAUCAAGGACUGGCCACCUAAUGAAGACUUUGCUAAAGCAUUCCCUCUGCAUUUUAAUGAUUUUAUGUUUGCUCUGCCUUUCAAACGAUACACGCAUCGUAAUGGAUCUUUUAAUCUUUCUGCUCGGCUUCCUCCUAAGACGAAUCCUCCUGACCUCGGGCCUAAAAUGUACAAUGCUUAUGGUUCAACUGAUGAAAUUGGAGGAAAAGGAACAACAAAUCUCCACCUCGACAUGACCGAUGCUGUUAAUCUUAUGGCCUAUGCCACACCUCCUGAGCAACGUUCCAAAUACGAACGACAAUUCUUACAUGCAGCUGUUUGGGACAUUUAUAAGAUGGAUGAUCUUCCAUUGCUGUGUAAAUUUUUACGAAAAGUGGCAAGAGAACGAGAGAUUGUAAUUGAUCACCCAAUUCAUGAUCAAU